This is a messenger RNA of Suillus clintonianus, 1619 nucleotides long. RefSeq lists its product as uncharacterized. Gene Ontology annotation, biological process: asparaginyl-tRNA aminoacylation. The coding region runs from base 120 to 1541 and encodes 473 amino acids. Gene Ontology annotation, cellular component: mitochondrion. Gene Ontology annotation, molecular function: nucleic acid binding; asparagine-tRNA ligase activity; ATP binding. The transcript has 4 exons. The record is from RefSeq and is a predicted model, not a curated record. Lineage: Eukaryota; Fungi; Basidiomycota; Agaricomycetes; Boletales; Suillaceae.
GGCUUCCUGUUCGUAUGUGGGCUGGCUGAGCAGUGUGGCUUUGAGCCAUUUUGCAUAACAUCGCGACUCGCGAGCCAAAAAAAUUUAAUCGAAAUCGCGUGUGGCUGUGCAAGUCUUCCAUGCUCCUGCGCCGUUUUGCGUCAACUUCGACGUUGCCGCCAACGAUCCGACAGCUACUGUCUUCCCUGCAAGGGACUGGUCAGGAAGCUAAAGUACAAUUGAGUGGUUGGAUCAAAUCCGUACGAAGACAGAAAAAUGUCACUUUCGUGGUGAUUAACGAUGGAAGUUGUGCUUCCGGCCUGCAGGCAGUCUUAAAGCCAGAUGUUACCCCCCACAACUUAACUAAUGGUGCUAGUGUCCGCAUUUGUGGCAAUCUAGUCCAGAGUUUAGGCCGCGGACAAUCAUAUGAACUACAGGUCGACGCGGUUGAUGUCUUGGGCGAAUGUAAUCCGGAGGCCUACCCUAUCCAGAAGCAAGCCUUACCCGUGGAAUUUCUAAGAGACAAUGCUCAUCUCAGAGCCCGAACGGAUAUCAAUGCUGCUAUGCUCCGUCUACGGGCCUCCGCCCUCCGGACGCUUCAUACUUACUUUGAGGCCCAAGACUUCCACUACGUGCACACGCCCAUUUUGACUUCAAACGAUUGCGAGGGUGGUGGCGAAACGUUUCGUGUCUCACCUGCUUCUUCCGCCAUUUCCCCAGGACAAUUGCCCGAUCCGAGUGCCCAAGCCGAGUUUUUUUCACAGCCGGCAUAUCUUACUGUGUCUUCGCAGCUUCACCUGGAGGCCCUUGCAGCUUCUUUGUCUCGGGUCUACACACUGUCUCCUUGCUUUCGGGCAGAGCGUUCUCAGACGAAUAGGCACCUCGCGGAAUUCUGGAUGCUCGAAGCAGAAUGGGCGUUUAUUCACCACGUCGGGGAUGUAUGUCAUGUGGUUGAAGAGUCUCUCAAAAAUAUCCUCGUUCAGUGUCAAUCAGAAAACCCACUCUUUUGGAAAGAUGGCGACGAGGCAAAACUCAAAUCUCUGGAAGAUGCAUCGCGCCCAGGGCUCUCCUGGACACGCAUGACAUACACUGAUGCUGUAAAGGAGUUGGAGAAAUACCAUGCUUCUUCUCGAGUUGGAUUCGAAUUCGAGCCCGCGUGGGGCAGAGCACUGCAAAGCGAACAUGAGCGCUGGCUUUCGGAACGACUUGUCGGCGGUCCUGUGUUUGUCACAGACUACCCAACAUCCCUGAAACCAUUCUAUAUGCGAGCUAAUGAUGAUGGACAGACCGUAGCGUGCUUUGAUCUUCUGGUUCCCUUCAUCGGCGAGCUCGUGGGUGGGUCGCUCAGGGAAGAGAGGUCCUCACAUUUGGUCGAGGCUAUACAGAGGCAUGGGCUUAAUGAGGAAGAAUAUAGAUGGUACGUGGAUUUGAGGAAGUAUGGGAGCGCGCCUCAUGGGGGCUAUGGGCUGGGGUUCGAACGGCUCAUUAGCUGGAUGAGCGGGAUUGAGAAUGUGCGGGAGUGUAUCGCGAUGCCGAGGUGGGCAAAACGGAUGUUGUUGUGAUGUAGUACCCUCGUCAGCUGCUCUCGAUUAGUGUAAAACUUCCGAAUCGAUUUGGGCUCUGCUCCGAAGUCUUGUGGA